Molecule: messenger RNA, 1184 nt
Organism: Pseudoliparis swirei
Lineage: Eukaryota; Metazoa; Chordata; Actinopteri; Perciformes; Liparidae
Gene: pax4
Product: paired box 4
Exons: 7
Biological process (GO): regulation of transcription by RNA polymerase II; anatomical structure development
Molecular function (GO): DNA-binding transcription factor activity, RNA polymerase II-specific; RNA polymerase II cis-regulatory region sequence-specific DNA binding
Source: RefSeq, a predicted model, not a curated record
GCCGGGAGCACGCGGAGAUGAUCGGAACACACGAGCUGCCACAUGAAGGUGGAGGAAGUGUCAACCAGCUCGGAGGGAUGUUUCUCAACGGCAGACCUCUCCCAGAAUCCAAGAGGAGGAAGAUUAUUGAACUGGCCACGGAGGGAGUCCGGCCGAACCAGAUCUCCAGGAUACUUCGAGUGUCCAGCGGGUGCGUCAGUAAGAUUCUGAGUCGCUACCGCCGCACUGGACUCCUGCAGCCCAAAACCAUUGGAGGCAGCCGGCCUCGGCUUCUCACCUCCGGCGUCAUCUCCACAAUCAUCCAGUGCAAAAGAGAAGAUCCAACCAUUUUCGCUUGGGAGAUUCGAAAACGGCUCGCAGCGGCACGGAUAUUCAACUCCUCCAAGGUCCCCAGCGUGUCGUCCAUAAAUCGGAUUCUCAGAAAGCUUCACUUGGACCACGGGCCGAUGUGCAUGGAGAUCAAGGCGCACAGCAGGACUAAGCAGGAUUUAGAUGCUCUGAUCCAAGAAGAGGUGAAAGGGGGAAAGAUGUCUGAGAUGGUAUGCAGUGAUGACCGGCAGCUUAAAGGCGUCCAGCACCGAAACCGCACCACCUUCACCCAGGAGCAGAGCUCAGCCCUCGAGCAAGAGUUCUCCCACAGCCACUAUGCAGAUUUGUACACCAGAGAAAAAUUGGCAGCCGAGAUCAAACUUCCUGAGGACACCAUCAAGGUCUGGUUUUCAAACAGACGGGCUAAAUUGAGGAGGGAAGCCAAACACAGGAGUGGCUCUCAGAGUAAGUGUGUGUGUGUUUGUGUGUGCUUUUUCUGAACUCUUUGAAGUUUGGGAACAUAAUCGGCAUCUUUUAUUCCUUCAAUGUGUCCUACAGGUAUGAGCACUUCUGCAAAUGUGUCAUCCAUCUCAGUCCAAUCCUCGUUCCUCCAUCAGCCUCAUGACGUGAUGUUCCAGACCGUAACAGACAAGACUCCACUUGAUCACCACAGAGAUAGAUUCCCUUUCCCUUUGCUUCACCAUCACACAGACACAAGGACAUCCCUCCCUGAGACAAUAAGAACGGGGUGCCCAGUGACUCAGUGCUGGGACCAACAGGGCCUUUCUUUUAGGUGGGGCCCGCUUCAAACCGACGAGAGGUUUGUAUUCGGGCCGCAGCCCUGGGAUGUGAAUCCUCAUCGCUACCUGGACUGA